This is a messenger RNA of Arvicanthis niloticus (Nile rat), 3065 nucleotides long. RefSeq names its product autophagy related 7 (gene Atg7). Gene Ontology annotation, biological process: autophagosome assembly; autophagy of mitochondrion; cellular response to nitrogen starvation. NCBI's taxonomy places the organism in Eukaryota, Metazoa, Chordata, Mammalia, Rodentia, Muridae. The record is from RefSeq and is a predicted model, not a curated record. Gene Ontology annotation, cellular component: cytoplasm; phagophore assembly site. Gene Ontology annotation, molecular function: Atg12 activating enzyme activity; Atg8 activating enzyme activity.
GAGCCAAAGGAGGCCAGACAAGAGCAUUGGAUCUCCUGGUACUUGAGCUACAGGCCGGUAAGAACAGUGGCCAUGGGGGACCCUGGACUGUCCAAGCUGCAGUUCGCCCCCUUUAAUAGUGCCCUGGACGUUGGCUUCUGGCACGAACUGACCCAGAAGAAGUUGAACGAGUACCGCCUGGACGAGGCACCCAAAGACAUCAAGGGCUAUUACUACAAUGGUGACUCUGCCGGCCUGCCCACCCGCUUGACAUUGGAGUUCAGUGCUUUUGACAUGAAUGCCCCCACACCUGCCCGCUGCUGCCCGGCCAUGGGAACCCUGUACAACACCAACACACUUGAGGCUUUUAAGACUGCAGACAAGAAGCUCCUUCUGGAGCAGUCAGCAAAUGAGAUCUGGGAAGCCAUAAAGUCAGGUGCUGCUCUUGAAAACCCCAUGCUCCUCAACAAGUUUCUGCUCUUGACCUUCGCGGACCUAAAGAAGUACCACUUCUACUACUGGUUUUGCUGCCCUGCCCUCUGUCUUCCUGAGAGCAUUCCUCUAAUCCGGGGGCCUGUGGGCUUGGAUCAAAGGCUUUCACCAAAACAGAUCCAGGCCCUGGAGCAUGCCUAUGACGAUCUGUGUCAAGCCGAAGGCGUCACGGCCCUGCCCUACUUCUUAUUCAAGUACGAUGAUGACACUGUGCGGGUCUCCUUGCUCAAACACUACAACGAUUUCUUCCAAGGUCAAAGGACAAAGAUAACAGUUGGUGUGUACGAUCCCUGUAACCUAGCCCAGUACCCUGGAUGGCCUUUGAGGAAUUUUUUGGUCCUGGCAGCCCACAGAUGGAGCGGCAGUUUCCAGUCCGUUGAAGUCCUCUGCUUUCGGGACCGCACCAUGCAGGGAGCAAGAGAAGUGACACACAGCAUCAUCUUUGAAGUGAAGCUUCCAGAAAUGGCAUUUAGCCCAGAUUGUCCUAAAGCAGUUGGCUGGGAGAAGAACCAGAAAGGAGGCAUGGGUCCGAGGAUGGUGAACCUCAGCGGAUGUAUGGACCCCAAAAGGCUGGCUGAGUCAUCCGUGGAUCUGAAUCUCAAGCUGAUGUGCUGGCGAUUGGUCCCCACCUUGGACUUGGACAAGGUCGUGUCUGUCAAGUGCCUGCUUCUGGGAGCUGGUACCUUGGGGUGUAAUGUGGCUAGGACACUGAUGGGCUGGGGUGUCAGACACGUCACAUUUGUGGACAAUGCCAAGAUCUCCUACUCCAAUCCCGUGAGGCAGCCUCUGUAUGAAUUUGAAGAUUGUCUAGGAGGUGGCAAGCCCAAGGCCCUGGCUGCAGCAGAGCGGCUCCAGAAAAUAUUUCCCGGAGUGAAUGCCAGUGGGUUCAACAUGAGCAUCCCCAUGCCAGGACACCCUGUGAACUUCUCUGACGUCACGAUGGAACAGGCCCACAGAGAUGUGGAGCAGCUGGAGCAGCUUGUCGAUAACCAUGAUGUCAUCUUCCUACUAAUGGACACCAGGGAGAGCCGGUGGCUUCCAACUGUUAUUGCAGCCAGCAAGCGAAAGCUGGUCAUCAACGCUGCCUUGGGGUUUGAUACCUUUGUUGUCAUGAGACAUGGCCUGAAGAAACCCAAGCAGCAGGGAGCUGGGGACCUGUGCCCAAGCCAUCUUGUAGCACCUGCCGAUCUGGGCUCCUCGCUUUUUGCCAACAUCCCUGGAUACAAGCUUGGCUGCUACUUCUGCAAUGAUGUGGUGGCUCCAGGAGAUUCAACCAGAGACCGGACCCUGGACCAGCAGUGCACAGUGAGUCGCCCAGGCCUGGCCGUGAUUGCAGGUGCCCUGGCUGUGGAGCUGAUGGUUUCUGUCCUGCAGCAUCCUGAGGGGGGCUACGCUAUCGCCAGCAGCAGUGAUGACCGCAUGAAUGAGCCCCCCACCUCGCUGGGACUUGUGCCUCACCAGAUCCGGGGUUUUCUGUCACGGUUCGAUAAUGUCCUUCCUGUCAGCCUGGCAUUUGAUAAAUGUACAGCCUGUUCGCCCAAAGUUCUUGAUCAAUACGAGCGAGAAGGAUUCACCUUCCUGGCAAAGGUGUUUAACUCCUCACAUUCCUUCUUAGAAGAUUUGACCGGUCUUACAUUGCUCCAUCAAGAGACCCAAGCUGCCGAGAUCUGGGACAUGAGUGACGAGGAGACCGUCUGAGGCACCCACAGCUCAGGAAUACUCGGCCCUCAGCGCAGGACUGUACCCCAGGACUGGUGAUCUGGGCCCUGCCACCUCCCUGGUCCUGAUCCCCACAUCUCCAAGGACUAGGGUGUACCCUCUGCUGCCCAGUUGCACCCUUUCCUGUGUCAUCUCACCAGCUCUGAACUCAAUAAUAACCUUGGCAUUGCCACUGAUCUGGGGCUCAGGUCCUUCCAUGUGCAUUGAUCUCCCUCCUCUCCCACUGUUGCCAAAGGACACCCCAGGAUCUUUUCACUGUGGUCUCUGACCGAACAUAGAUCAGACAAGGCUGUGCUAGGAGCCUCACGGGGAGGGCACCUCCUGUGGGCCCUGGGUAACAGUGAGUGCUGAGCGUAUAGCCUCAAGUGUUCAAGUGGCAUACCAAGCCGCUCUCCCCCAGCUGUGGGCAUGUUGAGUGCCACCCUGCUCCAGGGAUGGGAGAGGCCACAGCCCUGUGCUGGGAGAGCAGGGCAAAGCUCUGCUUGAUGGGCGUGUCCAGCUGAGCUCAGUCGGGGCAAGGCUUAUUUUUCCCUUCAUCCCGGGUGGGCCCUUGGCAGCCUAGUCACCUGUACUAAGCAGAUGGGCUGCUCCUAGCAGCCCCUCCCCACGCCUGUGCACCUUCACCUAAGGUCUCAGGGCCAGAAUGGAAGCCAUGCAUGGCUGACUUCAGCAGAUCUCUGUAAGGGAGACUUCAGAGGACCACGGUCUAGCACAGAUGCUGCAGCACGUGGCCCUACCCAUCUGCACAAGGCUCUCCACAGAUAGCCAGGCCUACCUGGCACAGGCCCACAGCCCGCACCCACCCUAGGAGCGGAGAGCCACACAGCCUUGGUUUAAGAGCACUUUAUUAUUGUUCUUAAGGCUACUUUUAAGUA